AUGGCGGAAGAUCUUAGUUCAGAACAAAUUUUAGAUAAAGCUAAGGCAGAAAUAAAAUUCCUCAUUAACAAAAGAGGUCACAUGAAAGCCUCUCUAACUCGUUUCCAAACAUUUUUAAAUGCCUUACCCCAACUCGAGCUUUUAACUCCUUCAGACCUCGUCCAAAUUGAGACCAGGUUUAAAGCUGCUGAUUCCCUUUUGCAGGAAUUUGAACAAAUUCAAUUGGGUAUCGAAGACAUUUGUUUGAUGCACAAACUGCCUGAUGCUCAAGAUCAGACCGAGGUCAGAUCAGACUUCGAGGAAAAAUACUUCUCAAUAAUUUCCAAGGCAAAACUUAUAUUACAAGCCACCAACCUCAAAAAUGCUAGCAACAAUCCUGGUUUAACCGUUGAGACUCACCCUGAGCUCAGCAACAACCCUAUAAAUAAUAUGGCUAGUAUUUUAUCCACUAAAUUACCUCCAUUAUCCAUACCAGAGUUUUCUGGUUCUUACGAAUCAUGGACCCAGUUUCGUGGAACCUUCGAGGCUCUUAUUGAUAAAAAUCCCUCUUUACCCAAGGUGCAAAAAUUUUACUAUUUCCAGUCUGCCCUUAAAGGAGAUGCUGCCCAGAUAAUUAGCUCCCUUACAGCUACCGAUGGCAACUAUGCUGUUGCAUGGAAUUUACUCAAAGAGCGCUAUGAGAAUAAAAGGGCCAUAAUUCAUGCUCAUAUGAAAGCAAUUUUCAGCUUGCCAUCCCUCAAAGAAGAUAACCAUAUCCAGUUACGCAAAUUCUUAGAUAACUUUCAAAAACAUUAUCGAUGUUUAAAAAAUCUAGGUGAAAAUGUGGAUAACUGGGACACACCCUUAAUAUAUCUACUUACCUCAAAAUUUGGCCAACUUACACGUAGGGAAUGGGAAAUCUAUUCCAAGAAUUUUGAUAGCCCUUCAAUCCUUAACCUCACUACAUUCCUCACAGAGCGUUGCCACCUCUUAGAGUCAAUUGAUUUUAAAGUGCAAAAUAAACAUGAUCCAAAUCCUCAAAAGAGUUAUGGUACACCUAAGACAUUCACCAAUGCCGUUUUUGAAAAUAAAUGUCCUGUUUGUAAAGAUAGCCAUUUUGUCUAUGCAUGUGAGAAAUUCCUCAAACUUCCUGUGAGCGAAAAGUACAGUGAGGCGAAACGUCUAAAAUUAUGCACGAAUUGCCUACGUCCAGGUCAUUUUGCAUCUGUUUGCACAUCCAAACAUUCUUGUAGAGCUUGCCAGCGAAGGCAUCAUUCAUUGCUACAUUACCCCACAAAUAACUUUGAGAAAGAUUCCAGGCACAUAACCUCAAAUGUAAAUCCAAGUAUUAUUAAGCAACCCCCUCAAAAUACGCUUUCCGCCCAAAUAAGGGCAACCUCAAGCAAUAACCAUGAUGGUAUUAACCCAACACAGUUGCCCAAUCCUCAAAGAGGUAACAUAAAUCCUCAUCUUUGUGAAACCCCGAGUUUCUUGCCAUCGAAUCAAUUACCCCACGCUACUUCACACCAAGUGGUAGUAGAUCAAAAGGUUUGUAAUCCUCAACAAGAGAAUAAUCUUCAGCCUGAUUUGCCUAUUGAUUACAGUUUUGCUUGUGCUAAUUCUGUACCAAAUACUUUUGUGCUCCUAUCUACUGCUUUAGUUUAUGUUUAUGACAGCUGUUCAAGACCCAUACCCUGUAGAACCUUACUUGAUAGCGGGUCACAGUCUAAUCUUAUAUCAAAGGCCUUGUUUGAUAUCCUAAACCUCAAGUGUGAGAAGGUGCACAUCCCUGUUUGUGGUAUAAAUCAGGGAACAACCUAUAUUAAUAAGAAAACCUCAUUAACGAUUAAGGACUUAAGUAAGAGUCAUCAUUUUAAUCUGACUGCCUUAGUAAUCGAUAAAAUUACCGAUAAAUGUCCUCAGCAGACGCUAAAUGUAUCUAAUUUCAUUAUUCCCAAAGAAAUUACUCUGGCAGACCCCACUUUCUUUGAAUCCUCUGAAAUUGAUCUCCUUAUAGGAGCUAGUCUAUUUUAUGACCUGCUUAUUUCAGGUCAAAUGAAACUUGGAACAAGGAAUCCUAUCUUGCAGAACACCAAACUUGGUUGGGUAAUUUCUGGACCUUUGCAUGUUUCCAAGGGUUUUACACCCCUGAAAUCCAUAUCCGCGUUUUCCUUGAAUAAUGAGUUUGAGCUAAAACAAUCACUUGAGAAGUUUUGGCACAUUGAAGAACCCUUCCAUGAACCCUGUAAGUUUACCCCAGAGGAAAUGGAGUGUGAAUCCCAUUUUAAGAGUACCUUUACUCGAACUUCUUCGGGUAGAUUUGAAGUUAGUUUGCCCUUAAAAUGCACGGUAUCCAAACUAGGUGAUUCCCAAGAAAUUUCCAUGAAAAGAUUUUUGGCUAUUGAAAGAAAACUUACAAGGAACCCUGAACUUAAAUUCUCUUACACGCAAUUUAUUCAGGAAUAUGAAAAAUUAGGACAUAUGUCAAAAAUUAAUUCCCAAGAAAAAACGUCAGACCCCAUCUAUUACUUGCCGCACCAUGCCAUUGAGAAAUUGGACAGCACUACUACCAAGUUAAGGGUUGUGUUCGACGCCUUAUCUAAAACAACAACUGGCAUUUCUCUAAACGAUAUUCUAAUGGUUGGCCCCACUGUGCAAAGCGACUUGUUCUCCAUAAUCCUCAGAUUCAGAAAGCACAAUUAUGUGUUAUCAGGUGACAUCGCCAAGAUGUACCGACAAAUUCUUGUUAAGCCAGAGCAAAGGAAGCUUCAGCGCAUAGUGUGGAGAGACUCCCCGGAGUCGGAUCUCAACCACUAUGAAUUAAACACAAUUACCUAUGGCACAGCCAGUGCCUCUUUCUUAGCUACAAGAUGUAUACAACAAAUUUCGUUUGACAUCAAAGAUUCCUAUCCUUUGGAAAGUCACAUCAUUGCUCGUGAUAGCUACGUGGAUGACGUACUAACAGGGUGCAAUGACCUUGAAACCCUUAUAAAAGUAAGAUCCAACCUUAUAUCAAUUUUUCAAACCUAUGGGUUUGAAUUACGAAAGUUCUCAUCCAAUGAACCCAAAGUAUUAUCUAAUAUUUCAGAUAAGAAUUCUAUAGGUCAUAUCAUAAAUGACAAUCAAAGUUGCAAAGCAUUAGGUAUAUUUUGGGAUUCCCAGAAAGAUCAAUUUAUCUAUACCUCGAAGUUAAGCAAUUCUAUGGCUGUGGUCACGAAGCGUUCUAUCCUCUCAGCCAUAUCGCAGAUAUUUGAUCCUUUGGGCCUCCUCAGUCCAAUCAUAAUUCAAGGAAAGAUUCUUAUGCAGAAGCUAUGGCUGUUAAAAAUUUCAUGGGACGAGCCUCUACCCAAUGAUUUCUAUAAAAUUUGGUCCAACUUUUCCAAUCAGCUGUCCAAAGCAAACACCUUUAAAAUACAUCGACAAGUAACCUCCAAAAAUCCUAUUGAUGUUCAGAUCCAUGGGUUUUGUGAUUCCUCCAUAAAUGCUUAUGGAGCCUGUGUAUACCUUCGCUGCACCGACUCCGAUGGAAAAAUAUAUUGUAAUCUCCUCUGUGCAAAGUGUCUGUCACGUGUUGCUCCCCUUAAGGCUGUUUCACUGCCCAGGUUGGAGCUUUGCGGAGCACUUCUUUUAGCCAAGCUUAUAAAUAAGAUUCUCGAAACUCUAAGUUAUCCUAUAGGGGAGAUUUUUUACUGGACUGACUCAUCAAUUGUUCUUUGCUGGUUAAGUUUAGAACCUCGCACCCUUAAGACGUUUGUCUGCAAUAGGAUAUCUGAAAUUCAACAAAUAACAAAUAUCAACCAUUGGUAUCACGUGAUUUCGUCACAAAAUCCUGCAGAUAUCAUCUCUAGAGGUAUGAGCCCAGUUGAUUUGGAGAGUAAUAAUCUUUGGUGGCACGGACCCUCCUUUUUAUUGAAACAUAAAAGUUUUUGGCCUUCAAAUAACCAUGUGUCGAAUUACGCUCGACAAAAUACCGAGAAAUCUAAAAUAAUCGACAUUAAUCCUAAAUCCUUAAUAUUCUUUGCAAAGGAGAGCAAUGAUUUUGUUAUGAGCCUAUGCUCGAAAUAUUCCUCUUAUUCAAAGCUCAUUAAUGUAGUCGCUUAUUGUUUGCGAUUUCAUUUUAACUUAAAAUAUAAAGACAAAAGAAUUACUGGUGCCUUGUCCCAAACUGAGGUAAUACAAAGUGUCAAUUGCCUUGUAAGGUUAAUUCAGAGUUCCGCGUUUCCUGAAGACCUAUUCAGGCUUAAAAAUAAUAAGACGAUAAGGCCUAGUAGUAAGCUUAGUACUCUCAACCCUUUUCUUGACAGUGAUCUCCUCCUACGAGUAGGUGGUCGAUUAAACCAUUCUAAGCUAACGUUUAACCAAAAACAUCCUAUACUGAUACCUUAUAAUCAUCCCUUUUCUAAGCUUGUUGUCACCCAUGAGCAUAUCCGCAAUCUACAUCCAGGAACGCAAGCUACGCUGUCAUUUGUGAGGCAGCAAUUUUGGCCAACAAAUGGCAAGCAACUGGUUAAAUCAGUGAUUCGGAAGUGCAUAAUUUGUUUCAAGUACAAUCCUCGAUCAUUAAAGGCCCAAAUGGCAGCUCUACCCAGUGUCCGGGACUCCAAAUUUAAAAAUAGAAGGCUUCUUAAGUGCUAUAUUUGUUUGUUCGUGUGUUUGACAACCAAGGCAAUACACCUUGAACUAGCUACAGAGCUUACCACUCAAUCUUUUAUUUCUGCCUUUUUGCGCUUUGUAUCUAGAAGAGGUCUAUGCAAAAAUCUACAUUCUGAUAACGGUUCUAAUUUUGUUGGGGCUAAGAAUGAGUUUGACAAAAUUAACACUAUUUUAAGGGAUGAAAGGUUUCAAAAUGCGCUAAGGGAUAAUAAAAUUCAAUGGAGUUUUAUUCCUUCUCACUCGCCACACUUUGGUGGUCUUUGGGAAGCUUCGGUAAAGUCCACCAAACAGCAUCUUAAGCGUGUUUUAAAUAAUACUCCUCUACACUAUGAGGAAUUCUAUACCCUGCUUGUACAAAUCGAGGCCAUACUGAACUCCCGACCGCUCACUCCUCUCAGUGAUGACCCGAAUGACCUCGAGGCGCUGACACCAGGGCAUUUUCUUAUUGGUCGCCCUCUUAAUAAAUAUCCAGAGCUGGAUUUAUUGGACGUUCCUGAUGGUCGCCUCUCCAGGUAUCAGCACCUGCAAAAGAUGUCUCAGCACUUUUGGCAGAGAUGGUCUGAUGAAUUUCUGCAUACCCUGCACCAAAGGUUCAAGUGGAAGUCCAAGGUCAAGCCAUCGGAGCUAUUAGGUUCUCUGGUCCUAUUAAAGGAGGACAACCUGCCUUCCUUGCGAUGGAGAACAGGACGUGUUGUCGACUUGCAUUCUGGAAAUGAUGGAGCAGUCCGUGUGGUGAGUGUGCGAACUUCUAGUGGUGUUGUGAAGCGUUCUAUAACGAAGAUUUGUCCCUUGCCCAUCGAAUCCCCCCGUGACAUUCGCGAAAGUGAAUAA
Molecule: messenger RNA, 5463 nt
Organism: Anthonomus grandis grandis
Lineage: Eukaryota; Metazoa; Arthropoda; Insecta; Coleoptera; Curculionidae
Exons: 2
Coding region: 1-5463 (1820 amino acids)
Biological process (GO): DNA integration
Molecular function (GO): nucleic acid binding
Source: RefSeq, a predicted model, not a curated record